CUGGUUCCCAGGGUUAUCGUUAUACGACCUCACAUGACGUGUGUAAGCUGACCAAAAUGGAGUUGAUGUAUUUUACAAUCCUUUUGGGAGUGUUGGUAGCUCCGUCAGUGGCAACAACGGCGUGUGUGGCCACUCUCCAUGGAAUUUGCGUCAGCCUCUAUGCUCAGACGGUUUACUGUCCCCUCGGAGAUUCCUUCACAGUAAGCUUCUGUGGAUUUAUGCAGGGAUGUUGUUAUCCAACAUACGUUACCUCUGGUAUACAUGGCAGUUCCGGGUCACAUGGUCAAACAUCAAGUCCCCAAAUCUCAUCCGGUACACCAGCCUCGUUAUCAGGUUCCGGAAGUAGUUCGGCAGGUAAAUGUGGCACGAGUUCCGUAGCGCACACGAAGAUUGUGGGAGGUACCAUUGCUACCCCUGGGGAGUAUCCCUGGCAGGUGUCGCUCCGUUACGCUGGUCAACAUAUGUGUGGGGGUACCCUCAUCAGCAACCAAUGGGUGCUCACGGCCACACACUGCUUCGAGGAUACCGGUACGUCACAUUGGACAGUCGCUACUGGGAUACAUGAUCGGAACCACAUUUACACCAGUCAGGUUCAUAGAGCUGUGAACGUCAUCUCACAUUCAGGAUAUAACAAGGUCACCCACCAUAACGACGUCACGCUAGUAAAGUUGGAGAAGCCGAUAGACACGACCUCAACUAACAUAAGGACAGCCUGUCUACCACAACAUUCACAAGUCUUCGAUAACGCCAUUUGCACUGCCACUGGCUGGGGAACGACAUACUUAGGUGGCCAAACCACCCGCUACCUGGAGGAAAUCGACCUACCUAUCAUUGCGAAUGCACAGUGUCGAUAUAUCAUGGGUGGUGCCGUGACUAACUCCAACAUAUGUGCUGGCUAUAGCCGGGGACAUGGUGUAUGUAAGGGAGAUUCCGGCGGACCACUCGUAUGUAAAGUAAACAAUCACUGGACCCUGGCGGGAAUCACGUCCUGGGGGUACGGGUGUGCCGAGGCCCACACCCCGGGGGUUUACACCAGAGUCUCCUCGUUCCUGGAUUGGAUACAUUCAACCAUGAGUCUACACUAGGUUGUUUAGACUAGUGCUAACGUCAAAUUUAAUUGUUAAAACAAUAAUGGUUAAUAGAUUCUACUCCGGUAAAGUGUA
Pecten maximus is the source of this 1163-nucleotide messenger RNA. RefSeq names its product chymotrypsinogen A-like. The record is from RefSeq and is a predicted model, not a curated record. Gene Ontology annotation, biological process: proteolysis. Lineage: Eukaryota; Metazoa; Mollusca; Bivalvia; Pectinida; Pectinidae. Gene Ontology annotation, molecular function: serine-type endopeptidase activity.